Molecule: messenger RNA, 1187 nt
Organism: Corylus avellana
Lineage: Eukaryota; Viridiplantae; Streptophyta; Magnoliopsida; Fagales; Betulaceae
Biological process (GO): biosynthetic process
Cellular component (GO): cytoplasm
Molecular function (GO): isomerase activity
Source: RefSeq, a predicted model, not a curated record
GCAGAGCUUGAAUGGAUUUCUCACUUCCUGGAAGGUACUUUGUAGAGUUCUCUCUUUCAUACUCCACCGGAAAACAGAAAAUGGAAAGUCGUGCAACGAACCGGAGAUUUCCCGAUCCGGCAAAUAAACCAGUCGAGUACCAUGUGGUGGACGCGUUCACUGACACAGCGUUCGGGGGGAACCCAGCGGCAGUGUGUUUGUUGGAAGAAGAGAGAGACGAUCAGUGGUUGCAAGCGGUGGCGGCCGAGUUCAACAUCCCCACCACGUGUUACUUGACUCGGCUCACUGGGUCGGACCCUCUUGACCCGCCCAUUCCCAGGUUCCUUCUCAGAUGGUUCACUCCUGUCGCCGAGGUUAAGAUUUGUGGUCAUGCUACAUUGGCUGCUGCACACACGCUCUUUGCAACUAGUUUGAUCAAUUCCAACAUUGUUGAGUUUCUUACAGCCUCUGGAAUUUUAACUGCUAGAAAGGUUCCAGAAAUCAAGACAUCCAGUGGCUCGACUUCAAUUAUUCAGAAUGAUGAAUCACAAGAGAGCUUUUUUAUCGAAUUGGAUUUUCCUACCAUCCCAAUAACUGAUUUUGAUCCUACUGAGUUUUCUUCAAUUUCCAAAGCCCUCAAUGCCGCUUCUGUGAUUGAUAUAAAGAGGACAACUACAGAAGAUGACCUCAUUGUCAUACUCCCAUCAGGAGAAAAUGUUGCAGAACUACAGCCACAGUUUGAUGCGGUACUUAAAUGCCCUGGAAGGGGGAUAAUUGUUUCAGGGGCUGCUCCGCCAGAGUCUGGAUUUGACUAUUACAGUCGAUUCUUCUGCCCAAAAUUUAGGGUCAAUGAGGAUCAUGUUUGUGGGAGUGCUAAUUGUGCCUUAGCACCAUAUUGGAGCAAAAAGCUGGGGAAGUGUGAUUUUGUUGCAUAUUGGGCAUCAGGUAGGGGUGGCAUAGUGAACAUUCACUUGGAUGAACAAAACCAGAGAGUCCUCCUGCAAGGAAAAGCUGUUUCUGUCAUGGAAGGGUCUCUUUUAGCCAAGUGAAAUAAGUGGCUGUUCUUGGGUAGAAGAUUUACAUGUGCGAAAACUAGCGUUGUAUCAGAAUAUGAUAAAGAAAUUAAAAUCUGCAAAUGAAAGCAAUCAACUGCAUAAUGUGUUUAUUUCUAUUAACAAUUAUUGGUGUAAAUCUUAUGAAAAUCAAAU